This is a messenger RNA of Urocitellus parryii (Arctic ground squirrel), 5935 nucleotides long. The record is from RefSeq and is a predicted model, not a curated record. NCBI's taxonomy places the organism in Eukaryota, Metazoa, Chordata, Mammalia, Rodentia, Sciuridae.
GGGACCCUGGCGGCUUCACCAGCAGCUAAUCCAGUGCUGUGGAGUGUUUUACUGCCUGGAAAGCUUGGGAGGCCUGAGCUCUACCGCUUUCCAAAAGAGGAACCCAGAGGUCUUUCAACAAAUAUCAAAGCCAUGGCUCAGGAGUCAGUGAUGUUCAGUGAUGUAUCCAUAGACUUCUCUCAGGAGGAGUGGGAAUGCCUGACUGAUGAUCAGAGACAUUUAUACAGAGAUGUGAUGUUGGAGAAUUACAGCAACCUGGUUUCAAUGGGACAUUCCAUUUCUAAACCAAAUGUGAUCUCCUACUUGGAGCAAGGAAAGGAGCCCUGGUUGGUUGACAGAGAGCGGACAAGAGGCCAAUGGCCAGUCCUGGAAUCAACAURUGAGACCAAGAAGUUAUUUCUGAAGAAAGAAAUUUAUGAAAUAGAAUCAGCCCAGUGGGAGAUAAUGGGAAGAUUGACAAGACAUGACCUUCAGUGCUCUAGUCUCACAGAUGAUUGGGAUUGUAAUGGCCAAUUUGAGAAACAACAUGGCUCUCAGGACAGGCACUUCAGUGAACUGAUAAUCACCCAUGAAGAUGUGCCCACUUUUAGUCAACACCCAUCCUUUACAUUACAGCAACUUAUURAUAAUAAAGAAAAAUACUGUGCAACAAAAGAAUAUAGAAAAAAUGUUAGACAUGACUCUGAAUUUACUACACAUCAAAUAAUUCAUACCAUUGAGAAACCCCAUGAGUGUAAGGAGUGUGGCAAGGCCUUUAGACAUCCCUCAAGACUUGCUCAUCAUCAGAAAAUUCACACUGGCAAGAAGCCCUUUGAAUGUAAAGAAUGUGGGAAAACAUUUAUUUGUGGCUCAGACCUUACUCGACAUGACAGGAUUCACACUGGUGAGAAACCCUAUGAAUGUAAGGAAUGUGGAAAGGCUUUUAGUAGUGGUUCCAACUUUACUCGACAUCACAGAAUUCACACUGGAGAGAAGCCUUAUGAAUGUAAAGAAUGUGGGAAAGCCUUUAGCAGUAGUUCAAACUUUACCCAGCAUCAGAGAAUUCACACCGGAGAGAAACCUUAUGAAUGUAAGGAAUGUGGCAAUGCCUUUAGUCAGAGUUCACAACUUAUUAAACAUCAAAGAAUCCACACAGGUGAGAAACCCUAUGAAUGUAAAGAAUGUGAAAAAGCUUUUCGUUCUGGAUCUGACCUUACUCGACAUCAGAGAAUUCAUACUGGUGAGAAACCCUAUGAAUGUAAGAUUUGUGGGAAAGCCUACUCGCAGAGUUCACAACUUAUUAGUCAUCACAGAAUUCAUGCUGUGGAGAAACCCUAUGAAUGUAAGGAAUGUGGGAAGGCUUUUAAAGUACGACAGCAACUUACUUUUCAUCACAGAAUUCAUACUGGUGAAAAACCCUAUGAAUGUAAGGAAUGUGGGAUGACCUUUAGACAAACUGCACACCUCACUAGACAUCAGAGACUUCAUUCUGGAGAAAAACUCUAUGAAUGCAAGGAUUGUGGGGAAGCUUUCAUGUGUGGCCCAGAUCUUCGAGUACAUCAGAAAAUUCAUAUUGGUGAGAAGCCCUAUGAAUGUAAAGAAUGUGGGAAAGCCUUCAGAGUUCGAGGACAACUUACUCUCCAUCAGAGGAUUCAUACUGGUGAGAAACCCUAUGUAUGUAAAGAAUGUGGGAAGGCCUUUAGACAGUAUGCACACCUUACUCGACAUCAAAAGCUUAAUAUUGCUGACAGACUGUAUGAAUGUAAAGAAUGUGGGAAGGACUUUUUGUGUGGUUCUGGACUUAGAGUACAUCACAAACUUCAUACUGGUGAGAAACCCUAUGAAUGUAAGGAAUGUGGGAAGGCUUUUAGAGUGAGACAGCAACUAACACUCCAUCAGAGAAUUCAUACUGGUGAGAAACCCUWUGAGUGUAAGGAAUGUGGAAAAACCUUUAGUCGUGGUUAUCAUCUUAUUCUCCAUCAUAGAAUUCAUACUGGUGAAAAACCUUACGAAUGUAAGGAAUGCUGGAAGGCCUUUAGUCGUUACUCACAACUUAUUUCACAUCAGAGUAUUCAUAUUGGUGUUAAACCCUAUGAUUGUAAGGAAUGUGGAAAAGCCUUUAGACUACUUUCACAACUUACACAACAUCAGAGUAUUCAUAUUGGUGAGAAACCCUAUAAAUGUAAGGAAUGUGGGAAAGCCUUUAGAUUGCGCCAAAAACUUACUCUACAUCAAAGCAUUCACACUGGUGAAAAACCCUUUGAGUGUAAGGAAUGUAGGAAGGCCUUUAGACUCAAUUCAUCUCUUAUCCAACAUUUGAGAAUUCAUUCUGGUGAGAAACCCUAUGAAUGUAAAGAAUGUAAGAAGGCCUUUAGACAACAUUCACACCUUACCCAUCAUCUGAAAAUUCAUAAUUAUCAGAGAAUUCAUAAUGGAGAAAAAUUAUAUGAAUGUAAGGAGUGUAGGAAGACCUUUAUUCGUCGCUCAACACUUAGUCAACACCUACGAAUUCAUACUGGUGAGAAACCUUAUAAAUGUAAAGAAUGUGGACAGGCCUUUAGACAACGUGCACACCUUAUUCGACAUCACAAACUUCAUACUGGUGAGAAACCCUAUGAGUGUAAGGAAUGUGGGAAGGCCUUUACUGUGCUCCAAGAACUCACUCAACAUCAGAGACUUCAUACUGGUGAAAAACCUUACGAAUGUAAGGAAUGUGGAAAGGCCUUCAGAGUACAUCAGCAACUGGCCCGGCAUCAGAGAAUUCACACUGGUGAGAAACCCUAUGAAUGUAAGGAAUGUGGGAAGACCUUCAGACAGUGUACACACCUCACUAGACAUCAGAGACUUCACACUGCCGAGAAGCUCUAUGAAUGCAAGGAAUGUGGGAAAGCCUUUGUAUGUGGCCCAGACCUUAGAGUACAUCAGAAAAUUCAUUUUGGUGAAAAACCCUAUGCAUGUAAGGACUGUGGGAAGGCCUUUAGAAUAUGCCAACAACUUACUGUUCAUCAGAGUAUUCAUACUGGUGAGAAACCCUAUGAAUGUAAGGAAUGUGGAAAGACUUUCAGAUUAAGGCAGCAACUUGUUCGCCAUCAGAGAAUUCAUACUCGUGAGAAACCCUAUGAAUGUAUGGAAUGUUGGAAGACCUUUAGUAGUUACUCCCAACUUAUUUCACAUCAGAGCAUUCAUAUUGGUGAGAGACCCUAUGAAUGUGAGGAAUGUGGGAAGGCUUUCAGACUGCUGUCCCAACUCACCCAACAUCAGAGUAUUCAUACUGGUGAGAAGCCCUAUGAAUGUAAGGAAUGCAGAAAGCCUUUUAGACUGCUCUCACAACUUACUCAGCAUCAGAGUAUUCACACUGGAGAGAAACCUUAUGAAUGUAAGGAUUGUGGUAAGGCGUUCAGACUUUAUUCAUUUCUUACUCAACACCAGAGAAUUCACACUGGGGAGAAGCCUUACAAAUGUAAGGAAUGUAAGAAGGCCUUCAGACAACAUUCACACCUUACUCAACAUCAGAAGAUUCAUAAUGGAAUYUAAUACAAGAAAGCUUUCAAAUGUGCAUUUUGUUACAAAACACCAGUAAAUCCAUUUUUGAGAAAAUACACUUACAACUAAAUGUAAGAAAUUUUCUAUUAGGGAAGGAAUGUGUUGCUUUGAGCCUUCCAUCACCCUUCAAACAUUGUUUAUCUUCAGCAAAUUCCUUUGAGAGAAUAAUUUAAUGAAUGUAGGAAAAUGUUUAGCUUUAUCUGUCAUCUCCAUUUUGCCACUUUACUACCAUUGUGAUAUUGAAAAAGAUACUAAACUUUUGUGCUCAUUUUUAAAAUUAUGAUAGUAGUACUUAUUUAUUGCUGUGUGAUAAAUGACUAGAAAACAUAGUAGCUUAAAAUAAUAUACAUAGGUUAUUUCACAGUUUCUAUGGAUCAGGAAUCCAGGCAUGACUUAGUUGAGUCCUUGUAGUUACAAGGUUACAAAGUUUCAGCCAAGACUAAGGAUCCAUAUCCAAGCUAACAAUGCUUGAAUUCAUUUUCUUGAGGGCUCUUGAUGGAGAGCCUCAGUUUCUAGUUGACUACUGGCUGAAGCUGACKGCAAUUCCUUGCUAGAGCCACCUCUUCACAUGACUACUUCAUCAAAGUGUGCAAGCCAAGAAGGCACCUACUAGCAAGAGGGAAGUCUGUUAGCAAUAUAGACAUGAUGCAUCUUGUGUUAUCUAAUUGUGGCAGUUACAUCUUAUCACCUUUGCUACCUUUUACUGAUAGAAGUAAAUUACUAGACCAGCCCACACUCAAGAAAAGGGGAUUACUUGAGAGUGAAUUCCAGGAGACAGGGACCAUUGGGAGCCAAUUAAGAGUCAGCCAGUCACACUGUGUAAUAUAAUCAUUGUAAGGAUUAAGUAGUUAAUACUUAGAAGAGUAGCCAGUCACAUAGCAUGUAUUCUGUAAAUACUGUCUAUAAUUGAUAUUAACAUCAUUAGUAUUAGUGAAUUCUUAUGGAAGAUUCUAUAGGAGUAAUAAGUAUAGAAAUGCCUCCUGUUACAUCUCUGCACUUAAUAAAGUGAAAAUAAUUUAUUCUAGUAAAAUCUAGAUUAUAGUGAAUAUCAGAAGUUCUUCGUCACUUGAUCUGCAUCAGAAAUUUCAUGCUGAAAAGAACUGUAUGAAUUUAUCAGAAUCUUUUCUGAGCCUUUAAAAAAGCAAAUGGCUUAGAAUCCUUGUUGUCUGACCAGAAUUCAAGAUAUAUCACAAACUCUCAAAAAAGAUGGCAUAGAAGAAACUAACCAGUUGGGAAUUUAAAUGUAUGUGUAUGUGUGUGUAUGUAAAACUUAUAUAUAAAAGAAAAUACUAUUAUAGUCAGUAUGCUUUUUGAUGCUUAAAUUGCCCCAUCUUCAACUAGUUUUUCAAAUUGGAUGUUUUGCCAGGUGUGGUGGUGCAUGCCUAUAAUCUCAACAACUUCAGAGGCUGAGGCAGGAGGAUCAUAAGUUUGAGGCCAGCCUCAGCAACACAAAUUAGGCAUUUUGAGGUAGCCCCACAAAUAGUAGUUUGAUAGUUUAUGACUUGGUUGUGAUUAUAUGGUUUGUCAGCUGUGCAAGAUGCUAUGACAUGAUCAUCAUUCUUAAAAUCAUUAAAUUGUGAACCAAAUUUCAGCAUCACCAAAAAUUCAUCAAAUUCAAGUGGGUAUUGUUUUAACUUAAAAAGUCUAAUCAUUAAUUCAAAAAGAAUGAUAGGAUUAGAAAAACCAUCAUUGUCUAGACUCUAAUGGAAUAAUGGGACCUGAAAACAGUGUUCCAUGGAUAAAAAGACUUUUAGUUGAAAAACUUUAUAGUGGAUUUAUCAUACUGACCACUUCUGAAUCCUUUGACCAAUUUUAGCCUUAGUCAAAAUGGGACUGUCACACAAUGUCCACCUCCUGGUGAAAUCCAAUAGGAAGUACACACUACCACCUGUGAGGCCUUCUUGCCAAAACAGUGAACUGAAGGAAUCAUACUUUUGAAUCAAACUGUUUAAACCAAGAUUUGGGGAAAGAUUGAAUAAAAUCAGUGUCACCACGAGGAAGUCACCAAUGAGAUCCAGAAUGUGUAAAAUUCUACAGAAUAAAUGUCCUGAUUUUGUCCACUAACGAGAGGCAUGAAAAACAAAGAGGAGCAACCCUUACUAAUAGAGUAGGAUUAAGAGUCACAUCACUAAAUUCAAUGUGUGGGAAUUGCUUGGAUCUGGUUUGAACAACAUGUUAAAAAAGGUUUUGAAGACAGUGGAGGAAUCAUGGACGUGGACUGAAUGUUACAUAUAUUUAGAAAUAUUAACUUUGUUAGGGAUGAUAAUAUCAAUGUGGUUACUAAUAAAAUAUCCUGUGUGUUAGACAUAUUUACAUAUUUCUGAUAAUGUAAGAUACAUAGAUUUACAUUGAAAUAUUCCAGCAAAAGAAAGAAUGGCAAAAUGUUGGUAAUCAUUGAAGUGCAGCGAUUUGU